AUGUCUGCUCUUACUUCUGCAGCGCUGAGUCAAUUGAACCAGCUUAAUAACCAAGGAGGAUUGCCAUCCCCUCCAUCUUCACAAAACACCUGGGAGACAGGGUCAGACUGCUCUUACUACUCACUCUCUGACUUGACCUUGGACAAAUGGUACCGACGUAUCCCAGCAAGCCAAGUCAGGGAGCAGGCAAAGCAUAUUCCAGCUAGCCCUAUGUCAAGCCAGUCUAUAUACCCGCGACAAUUUUACAACAAAGAGGACCUCUCUCUUCAGUCGUCGGGUCCCUGGAAAGAGUACCCCUUCUGUCUGAAUAAGGAUUACGUGUCUGGGUCACCUGGCCCAGUACGUAUGAUCACCAACUCUGCUGCGCCUGGGGAGUUUGACGUGGUGGGGUAUCAAAAGGGUGCUGUACCAAAGCCCCUCCCCUCGAGCGAGCCGAGCAGCCAGUCAACGCCAAGUUCUAGUGGUGGUGUCUCUUCACUGCAGGACAACCCGUAUAUCGCUGCUCAUAUGGCGGGGUACCAGCAGGUAAUUGCGGCUGCCUACUAUCCACAGAGUCUGCCAGUGGCUUAUGCUAUACCUAUCUUAGUACCAGCGGUCACUUACGCCUAUGUUCCUGUUUACGGCCAGUAUUUCUACUGA
Messenger RNA from Fusarium fujikuroi IMI 58289, 639 nucleotides. RefSeq lists its product as uncharacterized. The transcript is spliced from 2 exons. Bases 1 to 639 code for a protein of 212 amino acids. The record is from RefSeq and is a predicted model, not a curated record. NCBI's taxonomy places the organism in Eukaryota, Fungi, Ascomycota, Sordariomycetes, Hypocreales, Nectriaceae. Gene Ontology annotation, molecular function: RNA nuclease activity; RNA binding.